ACCAAACAACAACAACAACUAUACAUAACACAAAAGUAAAUUGAAACAUAACAACAAAAUAUAUUUAAAUUUUUUGGGAUCAACAACGCGUACGUAGUCGCCGUAGUCGUUACUUAACAUUCACGCCGUCGCUGUCGUUAACUAAAUUUACGCACAUAAGCGCGCGUACACUCGCACACACACACAACCAAAGACGCGACUGCGAGAGAGAGCCAUGAGGCAGGCAAGCACAAAGCAGAUUCUGGCGCUGCUGGUAUGCAGCAGCUUUUGCCUGAUUAGCGCCAUUCCACUACCAGGAAAUCAGGAAUUGGAUGUGCUGCAAAUACCCCUAACCAAUGGACAGGAAAUCGAUGUCUUGACACUUGGCUCCAAAGAUCAAGAACAGUUGAUAGCUGAACGCAACAAGAGAACAAUUGGAUUAUUGCGCGAACUGUUCCCAGACAUAACCAAGGAAAUCGACUCAAUUGUUAAUCGCAUUAUAGCACAAGUAAUACGCGUUGCGGGUCCAGGUCUGCUUAAUAGCGUACUGGCCGGUAAUCGUGGAGGUGGUGCCGCUGGUGGUGCCGGCCGCACCACGACAGCGAGCAGUUUUGAUGCCGAGUUCGAUGACGCGUUUGCCGAUGACGAUGAUGAUAGCAGUAGCAAUGGAGCUGCAUCCUCAACAGCAGCAACAGCAACAACAGCAGCUUCGAGCUCGCGUGUUAAAAUUGAUUUACCCACAUUUUCACCAGAGACGGAAUCAGCAGAAUCAACAGGCAAUAAAAACGGUGCCACCGAUACACAAAUCGACUUAUCGGCCAUUAACAAACAACUUGAGGAGACCAUUCGAGUGGCGCGUCAAGUUAAAGAGGCUGAGGCCGCUGCCGCAGCCUCCACCGCCACCCACACAGUGGCCCAGGUGCCCAUACCCAUUAAAUCCAACGAGCCCAUACAGCUAAGCUUUAAUAAUGAGCUCUCCUCAACGAAUGCCGGCGGUAGCAGCAGCUCAGCAAAUGAUGGUAAACCGUUGAGCGGCAACGACUUACAACUAUCGGAAUCGAAAUCGCCGGCCAUUGAUGAGCUGACUUUGGAUUCUGCGGAAGAAACUGCUGACUUGGACGAUCGUAACAAGAGUAAUCUGUUUAAAAGGUUCCUGAGCUUUGGCGGCGCUGGUCUGGCUGGCGGCUCCAGCGGCGGUAGCGGAGGUGCCGCGCCUGGCGGCAACGCCUUGGGCGGCGGAGGCUCUGGCAACUUUUUGCUGGAUGUGGUGCGCCUAUUCUCGGGCAGCGUGCAGACACAGCAGGGCGAUGAGGCCGCCAAUAGCGUUGGCGGUGGCGCUAGCAGCAGCACGGAUGAUACGGAUGCCACCGGCGACAGCACACGUACUGCUGAUGGCUACACCGAGGGUAUUCCCGGCCCUGUCACACGACUUGUCGUGCUUGCCAACCGUGGUCUGGCCAAUCUGGUGCAGGACUUGAUAUUGCGCGUUGCCGCCACCAGCGAGAAGUUCGUCAACUUUAAGGCCAAGCUGAUAACAGCGCUGAUUUAAGCGUUUAUAAGGCCACGCCCUCGCCGCCUCCCUGUUUUAGUCAAGUCAAUCAAACUGUACAGUCAAGCUACAGUACAGCGAAUUCCGUGUACACCUUUUCCAUUCACACACACACACACACACACACAGAUGCAAGAUACUCGAUACAUUUUUUAUCAAAACUUUUGUUG
Molecule: messenger RNA, 1698 nt
Organism: Drosophila busckii
Lineage: Eukaryota; Metazoa; Arthropoda; Insecta; Diptera; Drosophilidae
Exons: 8
Coding region: 215-1528 (437 amino acids)
Source: RefSeq, a predicted model, not a curated record